This is a messenger RNA of Lineus longissimus, 2994 nucleotides long. RefSeq lists its product as uncharacterized. NCBI's taxonomy places the organism in Eukaryota, Metazoa, Nemertea, Pilidiophora, Heteronemertea, Lineidae. Bases 215 to 2797 code for a protein of 860 amino acids. The record is from RefSeq and is a predicted model, not a curated record. The transcript has 5 exons.
UUUGGCGUCCAUUGCAGAUUCGCGGUUGUUUAUAUCAUGAUAUUGGAAAUUUUACAAUCUUAUUAACGAUUCUAUCUGCUGAGAGUUUGUACACAGAAUAAAUAGACGAUAUGAUAGCAAUAGAUCCUUAAUUUCGUGGCAUUCCAUCUGAGUAUUGAGAGAAAAAUAACGGUACGUCUCUACGUGCUCAAGUUCUACUGAUUAAAGAAACGCCAUGUCUGCAAUCUGUGAGGUAGAAGGCUGCCCCAAUGAUGAAAAGGCAUUGAAAAUCUGGCAGUCUGUUGUUUGUGUGAAGCAUCAAGUAAACCAAGGAACGAACGCUUGUGACUGUGAUCCUCCUUUUGUCCUCUACCCGUUCCCAGCCGAACCAUUGGCUAGGAUUAGAUGGAUAAACAAAGUAUCUGAACUUAAAAGUGAUAAAACAUGGCACCCAGGUGACACAUCAUGUGUGUGUUCAAAGCACUUGGUUGAUGGUGUGCCCACAGAACAAAACCCCUUCCCUUCUAUUAACUUGAGAGGGAGUGGCAGAUCCUCUCCUGAAGGAGAUGUUGCUGAAGUGUGUGUCGGUGAUAAGGAGGAGCCAUUAGAUGAAGGUGGUGAUGCUGAACUGUCUCUUUUGAAUGCAGAUGCCUGCCAGAAAUCACUGCCACUUGGUAUAUUAAGUAACUUCUUAAGGAAUGAAAAGGAUGAGUCUGGGUUAUCAGUUCCUGAGAUUGACGUAAACACUUCAGUCCCUGAAACAGAUGUCAAGCCAUCAGUUCCUGAGACAGAAGCUGAUUCAGCAAAGGCUAUCGGUGGAGAAGAGUCAAAGAAGCAGACGGUUCCCCCGCAUCCCCUUAAAGCUGAUGGCAACAAUGAAGCUUCUCAUAGAAAAAGUGAGAGGUUGAAGAUAACAGCUGUUCGAAGUCUUGCAAAGGCUGAGGAUCCUCCAGGCCAGAUGUCUGGCUCAAAACUUGUUCCAAUAAAACCAAAGCCUGCUGGAUAUAGGCCAAGUGCGCCUUCAGCAAAAGCUGUGCAAACUGCUAAGUCAGUUGAUCGGAAAAGUGAAGAGACACUUUCCCAGCAAGCUGUAGCUGAUGGUCCUCAUAUAACGCUACCGUCUGGGCUCAAGGUCCCAGUCUGUAUUGCUGCCAACCCCACCACAGGAAUGCUACAGAUAACGGCUGCCCCUGCUGUCAAACAGAAUGCUCCACCAGGAAAACCCCUCGCACCAAUACCCCUGAAAGCUAAAGGACAACUAAAAGUAGUACCACCUGUUUAUAAGAAUAUGCAGUGUCUUGUUUGUGGAUUCCAGAAGAAGGGGACUAACCCAACAAUACCAGUAAAGCCCUUGACAUCAACAAAUCCUGUGCCAGAGGUUAAAGAGACAAAUGCUGAAUUGUUGUUGUUGUUGUUCCCUGGUCUUGUGAAAGAGGAAGAGAAAGCCAAUAUUAAUGCUCUGGGUGUGAUUUGUGACCGCUGUAGUUAUGAUGUAGGGUAUCUCUUUAAGAACCUUCGCAGUGCUCAGACGAUUAAAAACCUCCUGGUGAAGAAGAUGGUGACUGCUUUCCCUGCUCGCGAUAAUAGUUUGUUCACCAAACGCAACCUGAUAUCUCAAGCAGCUGCUCAGGAUCCACUUCUGCCUGAUCCCACAAAGCUUGAUCCCUUAUACCCCGAUACAGCUACUACAAAACCUCCUCCACCUGAUUCCAAAAUGAUGCGAAAUAAAAGUGUGCAGACGUCAGUUGUACCUUUGGGAAGAAGUUCACAGACCAGAUUGACCAUGUGUGAGAUUGAUCAUGACGUUCCAGAGUCCAUCUUGAUGAGUGCUAUGGUCGCUACUAAUGCAUUAGAAAAGACCAUUAAGUUAUCCUCGCAAGAGUGUCACAUUGAUCGUUCAAGAGAGCGUGGGUAUUCAAUGUCGGUGACAGAUUCUGAUUCAGAUACGCUGAACCCACAUAUCCAAGCGGAUGAUUCAGGAAUGCCAACCGAGAAAAGGCCAAGCAGAGAAGUUGUGUUGGUUCAAGUUCCACGCGGGCCUGUGUCAAGUGUCGGCGUACAGACGUACCAGACAAAAAGUAUUCCUGCGAGUGAUGGUCUGCAGAAGGGCAAUCUUUGUGCUGUUACAGUGGAGCGUGGGACUGGUGAAGAAGGGGGAAAUGAGGUUCGACGUUUGAAUCAGGGACAGUGCACAGUUUGUGGUUUGAAGCCAGUAAAGGGACAAAGGUAUCGAUCUGUUCAUAGCCAGGAUACCAAGAUCAGCCGCUUCCUGUUGAAGUAUUGUGGUAUUUAUCUUCUGGAAGAUGGAGCCAAUUGUAUUUGCUACGGUUGUGAAGCACGGGUGUUGGCAUGCAACUUGGCAAUUGGAGAUUUAAAGGAAAAGUGUAAAAACAAUUUACCUUCGCAUCGAGAGAUCGAAACAACGAAGAAGUCAAGAAAACGGAAAAACCCUGAAUACGUUGUGACGGCAGAGCGAGCAUCUGACAGUCUUACAGAUGAGCAGAGAGGUUUACUCACGCUCACAGAACAAAGGUACGCCAGUCUGACAAGUGAGAAGUUGGUGUUGGGGAAUGCUACCGAUGCUCAUCAGGAAACGUCUGCUUCAUCGGCUGAAAGAGAUGUUUUGUGUGCCAAUCCAUGGCUAGGGCAAGGCCGUCCUGUCCUUGAAAGCUUGCAACAACUCACCACGGGCAAGCAUCAUGCUUCGGUGACUCCAUCAACAUCUGGUGCCACUGUCACCAACUUGAAGCAAGAUGUCAUUGAUUCUGACGACGUUCUGGGCAUCGGUGAACUCCCAUCACUAUCAUAUGUUGGAUAAGACUGGAUUCUAUGGAAUUGCUAUCAAGGCUGUCCUUGGAUUGAUAGUAUCGCAAAGCAUGUAAAGAGACAUGUGGUUUAGAUACUAUACAAAGGGGAAUAGAUUAACAGUUUGGGACAAGAGGGGACACUGACCAUGAAGCUAGCAUGUAAACAUUUGACUUUGUAACCUUUUGUUGGUGAAAUAUAUAGCUUUGA